Messenger RNA from Theobroma cacao (cacao), 994 nucleotides. RefSeq names its product AT-hook motif nuclear-localized protein 22. Gene Ontology annotation, cellular component: nucleus. Gene Ontology annotation, molecular function: minor groove of adenine-thymine-rich DNA binding; DNA-binding transcription factor activity. The record is from RefSeq and is a predicted model, not a curated record. Gene Ontology annotation, biological process: vegetative to reproductive phase transition of meristem. Lineage: Eukaryota; Viridiplantae; Streptophyta; Magnoliopsida; Malvales; Malvaceae.
AUGGACCCAGUAACAGCUCAUGGACGCCCUCUUCCUCCUCCUUUCCUCACAAGAGAUCUUCAUCUAAAUCCACACCAUCAAUUUCAACAUCACCACCAACAAGAAAACUCUGAAGAGGAACAGAACCGUGGCCAGAAACGAGAUCGAGAAGAAACGGCCACCACCACGACGGCCACUGCCACUACCGACACAAGUGAAGGCAAAGAACUAGCCAUAAUCCCUGGAACGGAAGGUGAAAUCACGAGAAGACCACGAGGCAGACCCUCGGGUUCCAAGAACAAGCCUAAGCCACCGAUCAUCAUAACCCGUGAUAGUGCCAAUGCCCUCCGAUCCCAUGUUAUGGAAAUUGCCAACGGCUGUGAUAUUAUGGAGAGUGUUUCUACUUUUGCUAGACGAAGACAAAGAGGGGUUUGCAUUUUGAGUGGGAGCGGAACUGUGACGAACGUAACCUUAAGGCAACCUGGAGCUCCUGGUGCAGUCGUGACUUUACAUGGAAGAUUCGAAAUUUUAUCACUUUCUGGGUCAUUUUUACCUCCUCCAGCACCACCGGCUGCAUCAGGGUUGACCAUAUAUUUAGCCGGUGGUCAAGGUCAGGUAGUUGGAGGAAGCGUGGUGGGUCCACUUGUUGCUUCAGGUCCGGUGGUGAUCAUGGCAGCUUCUUUUGGUAAUGCGGCGUAUGAAAGGCUUCCAUUGGAGGAAGAGGAGCAGCCGGUGGCGCCGAUUCCUGGAAGUGGACCCUUAGGCUCACCUAGUAGCAUGGUCGGGCAACAACAACAGCAGCAGCAGCCACCACAGCAGCAGCAACUAUUGCAAGAUCCCAACGGAUCGUUUGUUCAAGGGUUGCCACCAAAUCUUCUAAACUCAGUCCAAUUGCCAGCUGAGGCCUACUGGGGCACAGGUCGUCCCCCUUAUUAACAAAAACAGACAGUUUCGGGUUCUUUUUUCUUUUUUUAUUUCUCCUUAAUUUUUCCCUUUUCACCUCUUGUUAGUUUGA